This is a messenger RNA of Triplophysa rosa, 1715 nucleotides long. It is a transcript of the gene apip, whose product is annotated as APAF1 interacting protein. The record is from RefSeq and is a predicted model, not a curated record. Gene Ontology annotation, molecular function: methylthioribulose 1-phosphate dehydratase activity; metal ion binding. The transcript is spliced from 8 exons. NCBI's taxonomy places the organism in Eukaryota, Metazoa, Chordata, Actinopteri, Cypriniformes, Nemacheilidae. The coding region runs from base 234 to 959 and encodes 241 amino acids. Gene Ontology annotation, cellular component: cytoplasm.
CCUGUUUCAAACUGGGUUUAAGGAGAGUGGCCGCGGUUCCUAUGUGUUGCGAGUCUGACGUCAUCACGCAGCCGUGUUAUUUGGCAAGUUUAAGAAUCAUAGGUAGUUUAGAUAGUUAGUGUUAGGUUAUGUAGGGUGAGAGUUUCAUAAGACUAGAAACAGCAAGGAUUUAGUCAAAACCAACAAGCCACGGCCACAGAUCGGACUCGAAACACCAAGGAUUUAGUGAGAGCAUGUCGUCGCUCAUGAGUACUAUUGACGGGGAGUGCAACGGAAAGGAUAUAGAGGAUCAGGAUCAUCCCCGCGUGCUUAUCCCACAGCUCUGCAGACUCUUCUAUAAACUGGGAUGGGUGACUGGAACAGGGGGCGGAAUAAGCCUGCGGCAUGGUGAACACAUUUAUAUUGCUCCCUCUGGUGUGCAGAAGGAGAGGAUACAGCCAGAAGACUUAUUUGUGUGUGAUAUAGAUGAGAAGGACAUCAGCUGUCCACCACCACAGAAGAAGUUGAAGAAAAGCCAAUGCAUGCCCCUCUUCAUGAACGCAUACACUAUGAGAGGAGCUCAGGCAGUUAUCCAUACACACUCAAAAGCUGCUGUCAUGACAACUCUUAUGUUUCCUGGCAAGGAAUUCCGCAUCACACAUGAAGAGAUGAUCAAGGGGAUUCGAAAAGGAAACUCGGGCACAAACUACAGGUAUGAUGACACGUUAGUUGUUCCAAUUAUUGAGAACACACUGGAAGAGAAAGACCUGAAAGAACGCAUGGCUCGAGCCAUGGAGAUGUACCCUGACUCCUGUGCUGUCUUGGUCCGCAGACACGGGGUCUACGUUUGGGGAGAGACCUGGGAGAAAGCAAAAACCAUGUGUGAAUGUUAUGACUACUUAUUUGACAUAGCUGUUCAAAUGAAACGGUGUGGUCUGGACCCUUCAGCUCCUCCUACUGAAGCUAAAGGCAUUGUUUGACAUUAAAACCACUGCAAUCAACAGAAUAAAGUAAACAGUGUUGCUUCGGUAACAUAAUCUUACAGUACACACUACACACAAAACGAACCACAUCUGGACACAGACUGUUUAAAAAACAUAUGUACAGCAGUAUUGCAAUGUGCAGAUGCGUGCAAAGGGGAAAGUUCUGUUACCGUUUGCAAAAUUUGUUAUCUGCUUUUUUUUUUACUACCAAAAUACCUUCUUUUUGAAAAAGGGGGGUUGUCAUUUGAGAGAAAACAUUCACAAACCAGUUAAAUGAUGUUGUCUUUAAUGACCUUUACAACAAUUUAUCAUGUGGAGGUAAAGAACAGUUACCUGCAAACAAAAUUGGUCACCUGGCUUAUGGCUACAAUGCAAGUCCACAGCAAUUCUGCAUUAAGAAAUGAAAAUAAUAUUUGAACAUAAGGCAUAAAAAACGUAAAGUUUAAGUUUAAAACACGAGUUUAUUCGCAAAAACAGAUAACUCCAUUUUUAAAAAUGUCACAUUUUUGUGACGUUAACAUGUUUUAUCGUGUAACAACCCAACUACAGUAUGAUUGAUAUUACUUUUUUUUUUUAACUGAGUUAUCUGUUUUUGCAAAUGAACUCUUCACGUUUCAACAUAUGUUCCACAUAAGUAGCAUUGUUUGCCUGCUCUGUCUGUAUGAUCAUAUGAAUGGCUAAACUGAUCCUACACAAACAAAGACUGUAUAUGUGGUGAUUUAUUUAAUAAAUAAACAAUUGUUGUUUAAGUAU